UUUAAACGUUGCAGUUGUAGCUGCUGUUUUUUUUUUUUACCAUGGUAGAAUCAGCUGCCCUUUAACGUGAGGAGUGGUUGGAAUAACCAGAGCUGAGACCAAAAGGGCCAUGGCUGAGAAUUUAACCACAGCACAAAGCUCAGAUGUGGAGGAUGAGCAGCCCUGUGGGAAAGGAGAGGACCGUCCCACAACACAGAGUGAAGAGAGCCACUUGAAGAGCACACUAGAAGACCUGGGGCUGGAGCAGUACUACACAGAGAAGCUGACGCUCAGCACAGUCCUCCAGAUUGAUGAGAGGAUUUUUGCUCAAGAAUCUGCUAAGUGUUAUUCAGAUCUUCCAUGGUGUUUUCUGAGGAAAUUAAUGAUGGUUAAUGGGACAGCUAGGAAUAUGAAAUGUACAACGUUGUGUGACUCAAACCAUGUGGCUUCCUCUGGGAGUGCAGCUUUUGAUCUUGAUGAACUGGUCAAGAAUUCAAAAUCAGGUGACAUGUUAAAUCCUUUAGACAUGAUCACUGCUCUGUUCCUGUGCUCUGAUGGUUUUGUACAGCAAGAAGUUGCACUGAAAAUGUCCAUGUGUCAGUUUUCAGUGCCUUUGCUGCUUCCUAAUAGUGACAAAAAUCAGUGCACACUCAUGCUCUGGGCCAUGAGAAAUAUUGUGAAGAAGUACAGACCUCAUUCACUUUCAGAAUCUAAGGGAUUCAUUGAAGAGAGAAUUGUUCUCUCUGAACUUCCAAUGGUGUCUUUUGUGAGACUGGGCGAAUGCUCCUUGUCCAAGUCAGAGAUUCUCAAUAAACUUCUGAGCAAUUCCCAACAAAAUAAUGACACCUUUAUUCACCGCAACAUGGAGUAUGGUGAUAGUCCAAGAAGAAUAUCAAAUGGAUUGGUUGAAAUAAGUUGGUAUCUCCCCUGUGGAAACAGAAAUAUUGAUGUUUUUGGUGAGCCACUAGCUGUAGCUAACCUUAGGGGUGACAUUGCUUCUUUUGAAACACAAUACUCUUUUUUGUGCCACACAUCUGCAGCAGUUUUUGUGUUCUUUGACAGUUUGGACCCUAAUAACAAACUACUGACUAACCACCUGAAGGCACCAAUAUUUUUGGUGGGUAACUAUCAGAGCAAGAGCUUCAGUGGUGAUGCCCUAAAAAAAGUAGCAACUAAGAUGAACUUGAAGAACAGGAACAUCAUUUUGAAGACCAGGGACAGAAAUGAUGCAGACUUUGUCAAACAACUACGAAACACAGUCAGGGAUGUAGUUGAGACUCCAAAAAUCAAGAUGCGACUGGAGGACAUGGCUAGUAUUGCCUGCAAGCUGAGAAUCUCAGUUGAUGAGGAUUCCCCAGAAUGUCAGAGAGCAAAGACAAAUGCAAAGGCCAUCACUGAAGAAAUACAAGACAUCCUGCAGUACAAAGAAGUCAACCUUCCCUCACAAGGCCAAAUCUGGAAAGAAUUGACUUGCUUAGAGAAGGAGGAAUGUAGACUUAAAAAAGGCGGGGCUGAAAACAUAGAGAAAUACAAAAGUGAUCUGAGACAAAAGAAAAAACAUCUUCGGGAACAACAGAACAGUUAUGUUAAGUCAAAUGCAAUGGGAAAUUUCAUAAAGGCAAUAUCAGCGCCAGGGAGAGAGAGGUUUUAUUUCCUGAAGUGGAUGAAAAUGAACCUUGAUAACCUGUGUCAAAAAAAGCUUUCAUCCCUCAGGGAGCAGUACAAAGAGAAAUGCCAGAAUUCUGAAAACAUAAAAGAAAUCAAAGACCUUGACAGGCAACUUUCCAACAACUCACUGGGCACCGAACACUUCUUACGUGAAAUGGGUCAGAUCUAUGAGGCUGCCAUCUCCCUUCCAGAGGCUGAAGCAUCACAUCAGCAAGUAAUCCAUCUGCCCAAAUUGUGCGCAGAAUUACUCCUUGAUGGAUUUCCCCUGGAGCUUGUAGAUGGAGAUGCGUCCAGCAUACCUCUGAGGUGGGUGAGUGAUAUUCUUCAUGAGCUGAAUGCCUUGGUGUGUCCAAAAAACAAGAUACUGGUGGUCACAGUUCUCGGAGUUCAAGGCACAGGAAAGUCCACUCUGCUUAACACCAUGUUUGGAGUGCAGUUUGCAGUCAGUAGUGGAAGGUGCACUAGAGGUGCUUUUAUGUUGCUCAUCAGAAUCAGUGAUGACUUCAAAAAAGUACUUAACUGUGACUUUAUGGUGAUCAUUGACACUGAGGGCCUGAAGUCACCAGAGCUUGCACAACUGGAUGAUAGCCAUGAGCAUGACAAUGAGCUUGCAACACUUGUAGUAGGGUUAAGUGAUAUCACCCUUAUCAACAUUGCAAUGGAGAACUCAACAGAAAUGAAGGACAUCCUACAAAUUGUAGUCCAUGCCUUUCUUAGGAUGAAAGAAGUAGGCAAAAAGCCCAAAUGUCAGUUUGUCCACCAGAACGUUUCAGAUGUGUCAGCCCAUGAGAACAACUCAAGGGACCGGAAACUACUUUUACAACAACUGAAUGAGAUGACCCAGGCAGCAGCUAAAAUGGAGAGAAAAGAGGAGAACAAGAACUUCAGUGAUGUGAUGGAGUACAACCCAGACACUGGAAACUGGUACAUCCCCGGACUUUGGAAUGGGAACCCACCAAUGGCACCAGUUAAUGCUGGAUACAGUGAGGCUGUUAAUGAGCUGAAGAAAAAGAUAAUUCAAAUUUUGAGAGACUGUCAGUCAUCUGCCAAUAAUAUAUUAGAGUUUACGGAGUGGACAAAAAGCCUUUGGAAUGCAGUAAAACAUGAGAACUUCAUCUUCAGCUUCAGAAAUAGUCUGGUGGCUGAUGUCUACACAAUGCUGUGCACAGAAUUCAACAAAUGGGAAUGGGAAUUCAAGAAGCAUAUGUACAAAUGGGUUACAGAUGCAGAAACAAGACUUUGUAACUUUGGAACAGUCGCUGAGAAAUCUGACACACCUGACAUUAUUGAGCUUCUCAGUCAUUUGAAAAGUGAAGCUCGCUCAGAGCUGCAUAAAGGGGAGACAGAUCUCCAUCAAAAUCUGAAUGAGUACUUCAAACGUACAGAGGGUCAUGUCCAUCUAGUAGAGGGAUACAGAGAGGACUUCUCAAACAGCGCAAAAAGCCUUCGACGAGAAAUAGAGAGUUCUGUACUUAAUCAGCUUGAAGCAGCAGCUGAAAUCAGACAGGGAAUGACAAAGCUUGAUAGACUCAAGGAGAGCCAUAAAAACAGGUUAGAAAAGGAAGUUCAUGCAUUGAUUGAGGAAUGCCGCAAAGAAAAAGCCCAGACAACAGACAAAGAACUGGACAGAGAAUUUGACAAGAUGUGGGAUAAAAUUGUCAAUGAAUUGUCCUUUACUGGAUUAAAGACCACUGAUAUCUUUGAUAAGGUUUCUAGCCAUCUAUGGACAAAUGUAACACGAAAGGGGAGUCAUGCCAGUGAAUUAGUCAGUGCAAAACAGCUGCAGGAUUGUGGAUUAAAGUGUUUUCAAUGCCCAGAUCAGGUAAAAGCCACACAAAGAAAGGCUGAGAACAUCAUAGCUGUGUGCACACAACUAAUCACUGAGAAAGUGCAAAAGAAAACCAAUUAUCAUGACAACUACAUCCUGGAGAUCCUUCAUGUGAUUGAUGACAGACUAAACAAUCAAGAUGUUAAGACAGAUACUGAGUUUGAAGUUUCCUUAAAACUGCACAUCUGUGGUGUGGCAGCCAGAGAGUUUCAGAAAAUGCAUGAAGAUUUCAUACAAAUGAAUGACCCUUACAGAUGUCUCUGUCAGCACAAGGAAAAGUAUCGUGCAGAUUUUAAAGAUCUGUUCCAUGAACGAGAUCAGUGCCAGAAGAAAGCAGAAGAAUUCACCAACCUCUGCUUGAGGCCUGCUGUGGAAACCUAUGUCAAUAAAUCCCUGGGUCCAGAUAUUGUAGAUGAAAUGCUGAAAAGCAACAGUUCAGUGCAGUUUAGCACACAGAUGUUUUUCCAGUACUCCAUUUUAGCAGAUUUACUAUCAAAGGACAAGUUUGAGGACUAUUUGAGGUACAUUUGCUCAUAUGAAGAAUAUGUAACAAAAUGGAUAUUGGACCAAAUUGUGAAACACUUGUCCAACGGGUCCACAAAGCUUGAGCUGGAGGAUCGGCGCCUUCAAGAAAGUAUCAAUAGUAUAAAAAAGGGUAUCAGAAUGGCCCAGAAGGAUGAGAAUGGCAACUUGAUGGAAUUUGUUGAAGAUUUCUGCAAGGAACUUGGUGAUAAACUUGUCAUUUCACAGGACGCUCUGGGAGCUUUCAAGAUCCUAAACAAUGCAAACAAGGAGCAGUUUGCUCAGUGGCUCAUCACAUGUGUGGAAGAAAUGGGACAAAGUCUGAGGGACACAUUUAAAGCAACAGACAUUCAAAAUAAACUCCAAGAGAUUCACAUCAAGCCACAGAAUGUACUUUUCACCAGAAUGUUUGGAUGUGGUAAACAGUGUCCAUUCUGCAAAGUACCUUGUGAGGCAGGAGGUAAAGACCAUAGUUUCCACUGGGCUUCAGCACAUCGGUCUGAGGGUCUUGGUGGAUUCAAGUUUUUUCGCUCAGGAAAUCUCUGCAUUGAUAUAUGUUCUUCUCUUGUGAUCAGUGAGGUAAACUUCCGCUGCCAUGCUGCAGAUCAUGAACGGCACCCUUAUAAGAAUUACACAGACAUUUUCCCCGAUUGGAAGAUACCUCCAGAUGGAAGUCUACAAGUAUCAGACUACUGGAAAUAUGUGAUGACAAAGUUCAACAAGAACUUUGCCCAGGAAUAUAAGGCAAAGCCUGCUGAUAUUCCUGAAGCAUGGGAGAACAUUUCAAAAGAGCAAGCAGAAAAAUGCCUCGAAGAGACAUUCUGUUUCAAGUGAGAGCCUCCCUUACAUGGCAUAAGAUGUCCUCCUCACUUGCUUUGACAAUUCUGAGAUACACAACUCAUUUUCAUAAAUAUUUUUUAUGCCAUUUUCUGUGAUAUGACAUACAAUAUGCAUUACAUUUAGGUGUAGCACAAAUAAGAUGACAAAGUAGAAUCCAUAUGGGAUAUUUUAUCGACGUGGCAUACAAUUAGAAUAUAGACAGUUGUUGCAAAUAGUUCUUGUGUAUACCUGUUUUUGACUGUCACUGCCACUGUUUGCAAAAAUCUUUGCGAAUCUGCAUUACCUGUGGGUGUAUGGAUGCAGUAUAGUGUUAAAUACCUUUUUAUGUGUAAUUCAGUGUACAUGACAAAUGUGCAAACAUAAUUUGAGCUUGCACCAGUGUUGUGGCUACUGUGGUUGAGAAAGUUUAUUAUAUUUUCUUUUUAUAGGUUGUAGCAAGCAAGUGAAAGCAGUAACACAGAAAACAGUGUGGUUCACAAUUUCAAAACAGCAUAGUGAAAAAGCAGGAUUUUUUUUUUUUUUUUUGCAGUAAUACAAUAUGAUUUAAGAUCUUUUUUAUACUCACAAACAGGUUUGAGAAUUUUUUAUGUUUUUGGUAUCUACUAUCUACUUUCAAAAGUGUAAAUGUACAAUUUCAAGGGUCUAUAUGUGCCUUAUUUUUUGAGAUUUUGUUCUGUUCAUUUGUAAUAAUUUCACUAAGAGCACAAUAAAUAAAGACAA
Myripristis murdjan (pinecone soldierfish) is the source of this 5557-nucleotide messenger RNA. Its product is annotated as up-regulator of cell proliferation-like. The transcript has 4 exons. Bases 110 to 4831 code for a protein of 1573 amino acids. Gene Ontology annotation, molecular function: GTP binding. NCBI's taxonomy places the organism in Eukaryota, Metazoa, Chordata, Actinopteri, Holocentriformes, Holocentridae. The record is from RefSeq and is a predicted model, not a curated record.